UGAUGUUAUAGAAACUGAAGACCAUUGUAAGAGUCGAUGGAGAUCUAUAAGGAUUCUGUAUGUUACUAUGUUUCUCAGCAGUGUAGGGUUUUCCAUUGUGAUAAUGUCAAUAUGGCCAUAUCUCCAAAAGAUUGAUCAGACAGCUGAUACAAGUUUUCUGGGCUGGGUUAUUGCUUCGUUUAGUAUUGGCCAAAUGGUAGCUUCACCUAUAUUUGGUUUAUGGUCUAAUUAUAGGCCAAGAAAAGAACCUCUUAUUGUUUCCCUCUUCAUCUCAGUCACAGCCAACUGCCUUUAUGCCUAUGUCCAUGCCCCAGCUUCUCAUAAUAAAUACUACAUGUUGGCUGCCCGUGGAUUGGUGGGAUUUGGAUCAGGAAAUGUGGCAGUUGUUAGAUCAUAUAUUUCUGGUGCUACUUCUCUUCAGGAAAGAACCAGUGCCAUGGCAAACACAAGUAUAUGUCAAGCAUUAGGUUUUAUUCUUGGCCCAGUUUUUCAGACUUUUUUUGCACUUAUUGGUGAAAAAGGUGUGACCUGGGAAGCUAUUAAUCUGCAGAUAAACAUGUACACAGCACCCGUUUUACUUGGCGCCUUCUUGGGAGUUUUAAAUAUUAUUCUGAUCUUUGCUAUAUUAAGAGAACAUCGUGUGGAUGACUCAGGACGACAGUGUAAAAACAUUAAUUAUGAAGAAGGAAGUGCCAAUGACAUUGAGAUCCCCCAAGGACAUAUUGACCAAGUUGCUGUCGUGGCCACUAAUGUUCUAUUUUUUGUGAUUCUGUUUAUCUUUGCCCUUUUUGAGACCAUUAUUACCCCAUUAACAAUGGAUAUGUAUGCCUGGACUAGAAAACAAGCUGUUUUGUAUGAUGGAAUAAUACUUGCAGCUCUUGGAAUUGAGGCAAUUCUUCUUUUCAUGGGAAUUAAAUCACUUUCCAAAAAGAUUGGCGAGCGUGCCAUUCUUCUGGGAGGACUCAUCAUUGUAUGGGUUGGCUUCUUUAUCUUGUUACCCUGGGGAAAUAAUUUCCCCAAAAUACAAUGGGAAGACUUACAUAAUAAUUCAAUCCCUAAUACCACAUUUGGGGAAGUGAUAUUUACUUUCUGGAAGUCUUUAAGAGAAGAUCACAAAGAAGAACCAACGGGUUGCCCAGUUGAACAAACCUGGUGCCUGUACACCCCUGUAAUCCAUCUGGCUCAGUUUCUCACAUCAGCCAUGUUAAUUGGAAUAGGUUAUCCAGCCUGCAAUGUGAUGUCCUAUACAUUAUAUUCAAAAAUUGUGGGACCAAAACCUCAGGGUGUGUACAUGGGCUGGUUAACAGCAUCUGGAAGUGGAGCUCGGAUUCUUGGACCUGUGUUCAUCAGCCAUGUGUAUACUUACUGGGGACCACGAUGGGCAUUCAGUCUUAUUUGUGGAAUAUUAAUACUCACCAUCACACUCCUGGGGGUGGUUUACAAAAGACUCAUUGCAUUUUCUGUGAGAUAUGGGAGGAGUGAAGAGUCAUCAAGAUAA
Messenger RNA from Elephantulus edwardii (Cape elephant shrew), 1498 nucleotides. It is a transcript of the gene MFSD8, whose product is annotated as major facilitator superfamily domain containing 8. Bases 68 to 1498 code for a protein of 476 amino acids. Gene Ontology annotation, biological process: transmembrane transport. NCBI's taxonomy places the organism in Eukaryota, Metazoa, Chordata, Mammalia, Macroscelidea, Macroscelididae. Gene Ontology annotation, cellular component: lysosomal membrane. Gene Ontology annotation, molecular function: transmembrane transporter activity. The record is from RefSeq and is a predicted model, not a curated record. The transcript has 11 exons.